AUGCACAAGACGGGAGAUGUGAUUCUCGGUGGACUUUUCAAACUCCACUUCUUUGCUGCCGAACCUGACCUGUCUUUUACCUCAGAGCCACAACAGCCUGAUUGCUUUGGUUUUGAUGCUACAGGAUUCAGAAAGGCUCAGACCAUGGCCUUUGCUAUUGAUGAGAUUAACAGAAACUCUGAUCUGCUGCCCAAUGUGACUCUGGGAUACAGUCUGUAUGAUAACUGUCUCCAACUACGAAUUGGAUUCCGUGCAGCACUGUCCUUAGUCAGUGGUCAAGAGGAGCAAGUUACAUUAGAGGAGAACUGUGUGGGACCGCCUCCAGUCCUAGGGGUUGUGGGUGAUUAUACCUCUACAAAUACUAUUUCCAUAUCCACGGUCUUAGGUUUGUACAAAGUGCCUCUGGUGAGUUAUUUUGCCACAUGUACCUGCCUGGGUGACAGACAGAAGUUCCCAUCUUUCUUUAGGACGAUCCCGAAUGAUACUUUUCAGGUUCGUGCAAUGAUUCAGAUUCUAAAACGCUUUGGAUGGACUUGGGCAGGUCUGCUCAUCAGUAAUGAUGAUUAUGGAAUCCACGGUGCCCGAAUCUUUCACUCUGAUAUGGGUCCAGUGGGUGGAGGUUGUUUGGCGUACACAGAGAUUUUGCCCUGGGGUGACGACCCUGCUGAACUCAGGAGAAUAGUGGAUGUGAUGAGGAAAUCUACAGCUCGAGUGGUGAUUGUGUUUGCACAUGAGAGUCAUGUGAUCCAACUACUGGGAGAGGUAUCUACCUUGAUAACGCUGCUGCUGAGAUGUUUCUUAGUUCAGCUACAAAAGUCAAGUAAAAGUAUAUGUCAUCCAUUUUAUGGAAAGACAAAAAAUUGAGCUAGUAUUAGGUCAGCCUAACUCAUGCACAAUAAUGUAUAUAAUUAUAUAACAUGGAAAGAAACAGCAUCAUCCUGUGUUCUUUGUUUAGAGCCAUGUUAAAUAUGUGGUAUAAAGAUUUGAACUUUUUUUUACUGCUUACUGCUUAUUGAUUCUGGGCUUUAAUGGUUCUCUUAUUGGUUCUUUUUAGGAGAAAGAAUUAA
This is a messenger RNA of Solea solea (common sole), 1067 nucleotides long. Its product is annotated as extracellular calcium-sensing receptor-like. Gene Ontology annotation, molecular function: G protein-coupled receptor activity. The record is from RefSeq and is a predicted model, not a curated record. The transcript is spliced from 4 exons. The coding region runs from base 1 to 864 and encodes 287 amino acids. Gene Ontology annotation, cellular component: membrane. Gene Ontology annotation, biological process: G protein-coupled receptor signaling pathway. NCBI's taxonomy places the organism in Eukaryota, Metazoa, Chordata, Actinopteri, Pleuronectiformes, Soleidae.